This is a messenger RNA of Yamadazyma jaroonii, 219 nucleotides long. NCBI's taxonomy places the organism in Eukaryota, Fungi, Ascomycota, Pichiomycetes, Serinales, Debaryomycetaceae. The record is from the annotation of a GenBank genome assembly.
AUGGAGAACCCUCAUGAACAAACGCAGAAUGCUUUGCUUUCUCGUAUCAUCAACAACAUGGAAACAUUAAAUGAAUCAAUAGUUUCAAUGAACAAGGCUUUACAAGACAUCAACCGUAAGAAUUUAGAUGUUGAAAUGGUAUCACAUUUGUGGCAACAUUACUCCCAAAUUUCCAAUGAUAAUUUAGAGACUACUGGAGAGAAAAGAGAGCCACAUUAA